AUGGCAUGUAACAUACCUAACCAAAGACAGCGGACUAUGUCAACAUCUGGAGAAGCUCUAUAUGAAAUUCUUGGUCUGCAUAAGGGAGCAUCAAAUGAAGAAAUUAAGAAAACCUACAGAAAAUUGGCCUUGAAACACCAUCCAGACAAGAAUCCAGAUGAUCCAGGUGCUGCUGAGAAGUUUAAAGAAAUCAACAACGCCCACACAAUACUUACUGACAUGUCAAAAAGAAACAUAUACGACAGGUACGGAUCACUGGGACUCUAUGUGGCCGAGCAAUUUGGAGACGAAAAUGUUAACACCUACUUCAUGCUGUCAAGCUGGUGGGCAAAGACUUUGUUUGUCAUCAUUGGCCUCUUGACUGGCUGCUAUUUUUGCUGCUGUCUGUGCUGCUGUUGCAACUGCUGCUGUGGACGCUGCCGGCCUAAAUCAUCGAUGCCAGAAGAGGACUUCUAUGUGUCCCCAGAGGAUCUUGAGGAGCAGAUCAAGACUGACAUAGAAAAAGAUAUGGACUUUCCAGUUGUCCUCCAGCCUACAAAUGCAAAUGAGAAAACACAGCUAAUUAGAGAAGGACCUCGAAGUUAUUGUACAGACUCUUAA
Molecule: messenger RNA, 600 nt
Organism: Balaenoptera acutorostrata (minke whale)
Lineage: Eukaryota; Metazoa; Chordata; Mammalia; Artiodactyla; Balaenopteridae
Gene: DNAJC5B
Product: DnaJ heat shock protein family (Hsp40) member C5 beta
Exons: 4
Coding region: 1-600 (199 amino acids)
Source: RefSeq, a predicted model, not a curated record